AUGCCGUCUGGUCAAAGGGAAGCUACGGUGUCGAUACCGUUAACUCCUACGAGAUCCGAUUUGUAUUGGCGAAGAAUUUUUAACAAGUACGACAAAGAUAACGACGGACGAAUAUCCUACGUAGAACUGAAAGGGAUCAUCGAGUCCAGGGAAUAUGACCACGACUUGCCAGAUAAUGUGGUCGAUAAAAUCAUGGCGCUGGCUGACAGGGAUAACUCCGGGUAUCUCGAUUUUGCUGAAUUCGUCGACAUGAUGAAAAAUCCCGAUUUUAAAGCUGUUUUUGGUCAUUUUGUUGCGAGAUAUGUACAUUCGAUCAUUCCACAUCGAUCACCUGUUGAUACAACCGACCAGUGGACAGGAUUCAGCGCAGUUCCUACGUCAGAUGGCGACGGGACUUAUGAAGAGGAGUACAGUUGCUGGCCACCAGCUAUCUGCAUGAUUUUCAUAUCAAUUGUGGAGAUUGUGUUGUUCGUCUAUGACGCGGCGCAGGGCAAGACCGACGCGACGGGACCCAUCGCGCAAAUAUUUAUAUACAAUCCCCAUAAACGGCAGGAGGCGUGGAGAUUUUUGACGUACAUGCUGGUUCAUGUUGGCGUAGUUCAUCUCCUCGUUAACUUACUGGUGCAGCUGUUUCUUGGUGUGCCGCUAGAAAUGGUCCAUCGAUGGUGGAGAGUGGUGCUCGUGUACCUCGCGGGUGUGGCUGCUGGUUCCUUGGCUACAAGCCUCACGGACCCUACAGUGUAUCUCGCAGGUGCCUCUGGUGGUGUCUAUGCACUGGUAGCGGCUCAUAUUGCAACUAUUAUAAUGAAUUGGGCAGAAAUGGAGUUUGCAAUAAUCCAGCUGUUAGUGUUCUUAUUGCUGGCGACGGUGGACAUCGGCACGGCGGUGUACGACCGCUACUGGAGGCACUUGCAGCAGAAUAUAGGCUAUGUGGCGCAUCUAGCGGGCGCUGUGGCGGGUCUUCUGGUAGGCAUAGGUGUUCUUCGGAAUUUAGAGAAAAGGAAGUGGGAGAAGCGUCUCUGGUGGGCGGCGAUCGUUGUUUACUUCGCCCUCAUGCUAGCUGGUGUGCUAGCCAAUAUCUUCUGGACUUCACAUUUCAAA
Brenthis ino (lesser marbled fritillary) is the source of this 1101-nucleotide messenger RNA. The record is from the annotation of a GenBank genome assembly. Lineage: Eukaryota; Metazoa; Arthropoda; Insecta; Lepidoptera; Nymphalidae.